AAUACCCACAGGCGGUAGCCGAAAGUCAUACAGUUCAUUUUUGCGUUUCAACCAAAUAAGACUGUCUGCCGGAGAAUUAAAUAACGAAAACUUAUAAUGAAAUUUCUGAUAGUUGUUUUUGUGGCGCUUUUUGCCCUGGUAUCUGCUCAAUUCGGUCCAAUUGGUGGUCUAAUUCGGGACUUUGAACGCUUUGAACAGGGCCAACAACAACAGCAGCAGCAACAGAGCGGCUUUGGUGGUCAGCAGCAGCAGCAGCAGGAAGAAGGAGUCAUCUUUAGAGGUCCUUUCGGCGGUGGCGUUGAGUUCUUCCAGGAACAACAACAACAACAACAAGGAGGCGGCGGUCAGCAACAACAACAGCAGCAGGAAAAUCUGUUUAAUUUCUUUGGAUAAGCCUUUUUCAAAGGGACAACUAAAAAAGUCUGAACGCCACCGCUAGAUGUCAAAAAAUCCAUGUACAUAAUAUAAACAAGAGUCAACAAUAAUAUUAUAUAAGAAAAAACCACCAAAUAAAUGUAGAUACCCAUUGAUAAAAUAUUGAUA
Molecule: messenger RNA, 543 nt
Organism: Drosophila ficusphila
Lineage: Eukaryota; Metazoa; Arthropoda; Insecta; Diptera; Drosophilidae
Product: cyclin-dependent kinase 8
Exons: 2
Coding region: 97-393 (98 amino acids)
Source: RefSeq, a predicted model, not a curated record